This is a messenger RNA of Nilaparvata lugens (brown planthopper), 3109 nucleotides long. Its product is annotated as coatomer subunit beta'-like. The record is from RefSeq and is a predicted model, not a curated record. Gene Ontology annotation, cellular component: COPI vesicle coat. Gene Ontology annotation, molecular function: structural molecule activity; protein binding. NCBI's taxonomy places the organism in Eukaryota, Metazoa, Arthropoda, Insecta, Hemiptera, Delphacidae. Gene Ontology annotation, biological process: intra-Golgi vesicle-mediated transport; retrograde vesicle-mediated transport, Golgi to endoplasmic reticulum; intracellular protein transport.
UGUUGGCAACCGUAGAUGGAGUAAUGUCAUCAUCUGCAAUCAAGCCACGUCUGUGUUGAUAUUCCUGUAUUUUUUAAAUUUAAUAAAUUUAUGAUCUUUAAAGUUGCUUUUUACACAGUAUUAAUAUUGAGGCAGUGGUUUUAGAAUUAUCCAAGAAUGCCGCUUCGUUUGGAUAUAAAAAGGAAGCUGACCGCUCGUUCGGAUCGCGUCAAGUGUGUGGAUUUGCAUCCCACUGAGCCAUGGAUGUUGGCAUCUCUCUACAACGGCAAUGUGCAUGUCUGGAACCAUGAGAGUCAACAGCUUGUCAAAUCUUUUGAGGUUUGCGAUGUACCGGUGAGAGCGGCCGUUUUUGUGCCUCGCAAAAACUGGAUCGUGACAGGCUCGGAUGACAUGCAGGUGCGUGUUUUCAACUACAAUACCCUGGAACGCACACAUGCCUUCGAGGCCCACUCAGACUAUGUGCGCUGCAUCAUUGUGCACCCCGUUCAGCCUUACAUAUUGACUAGCAGCGAUGAUAUGCUGAUCAAACUAUGGAAUUGGGACAAACAGUGGGCCUGUCAACAAGUCUUUGAAGGUCACACUCACUACGUCAUGCAAAUCGUCGUCAACCCAAAGGACAACAAUACAUUUGCCAGCGCUUCUCUCGAUAGAACUGUCAAGGUUUGGCAACUGGGAUCUCCCACUCCUAACUUCACCCUUGAAGGGCAUGAGAAAGGCGUGAACUGUGUGGACUACUACCACGGAGGUGACAAGCCCUACCUCAUCUCUGGUGCUGACGAUCGCAUGGUCAAAAUCUGGGACUACCAGAACAAGACCUGUGUGCAGACUCUCGAAGGCCAUGCUCAAAAUAUAUCUGCAGUUAGUUUCCAUCCUGAGCUGCCGAUAGUUCUGACCGGCUCAGAAGACGGCACGGUGCGUAUUUGGCACUCGGGCACCUACAGGCUGGAGUCCUCGCUGAAUUAUGGCCUCGAAAGAGUGUGGACCAUUUGCUGCAUGCGAGGAUCCAACAAUGUUGCUCUUGGCUACGACGAAGGCAGCAUAAUGGUGAAAGUGGGUCGCGAGGAGCCGGCCAUCUCGAUGGACGUGAAUGGUGAGAAGAUAGUGUGGGCGCGCCACUCGGAGAUACAGCAGGUCAACCUCAAGGCCAUGCCGGAGGGCGUCGAAAUCAAAGAUGGCGAACGACUGCCGGUCGCCGUCAAGGAUAUGGGCAGCUGUGAAAUAUAUCCGCAGACCAUCGCUCAUAAUCCCAACGGCAGAUUCCUAGUCGUUUGUGGAGAUGGGGAGUACAUAAUUCACACAUCAAUGGUGCUAAGAAAUAAGGCGUUUGGCUCAGCUCAAGAGUUCAUCUGGGGCCAGGACUCGUCCGAGUAUGCUAUCAGAGAAGGAACAUCCACUGUCAAAGUAUUCAAAAACUUCAAGGAAAAGAAAUCAUUCAAGCCAGAAUUUGGUGCUGAGAGCAUAUUCGGCGGCUACCUGCUGGGAGUUUGCUCGUUGUCUGGACUGGCGCUGUACGACUGGGAGACCCUGGAGCUGGUGCGUCGCAUCGAGAUCCAGCCAAAGCACGUGUACUGGUCGGAGAGUGGGGAGCUGGUGGCGCUGGCCACUGAUGACUCCUACUUCGUGCUCCGCUACGACGCACAGGCCGUGCUCGCUGCACGCGACGCCGGUGACGACGCUGUCACGCCGGAUGGCGUCGAGGAUGCAUUCGAGGUAAACGCUGUCUCAUUUAAACUGCAUAAUUUACUGUUGUCAGUAUUAGAAUACCAGACUGGUAUGAGGUCUGACUUUGAGACAGCCGAUAGAGUAUUGCCCACUGUACCAGCUCAGUACAGGACAAGAGUUGCACACUUCCUCGAAAAACAGGGCUUCAAGCAGCAGGCGCUAGCUGUGUCGACAGACGCCGAGCACCGGUUCGAGCUAGCUCUUCAGCUGGGCGAGCUGGCGGUGGCACUAGGGCUGGCCAAGGAGGCCGCCAGCCAGCAGAAGUGGCGCCAGCUGGCCGAGCUGGCCACUGCUAAGGGCGAGCUCACACUCGCGCAGGAGUGUCUGCACCAGGCGCAGGACUAUGGCGGCCUGUUGCUGUUGGCCACCUCGUCAGGCAACGCUGAGAUGGUUCAAAAAUUGGGUGAAAGUGCCGACGCAAAUGGAAAGAACAACGUGGCUUUUCUCUCCUACAUGCUUCUCGGUGAUCUGGAGAAGUGCCUGGAUAUUCUUAUCACCACCGAUCGAUUGCCUGAGGCUGCUUUCUUUGCCAGGACAUACCUGCCAAGCCACAUCUCGCGAGUGGUGGGUCUUUGGAGAGAGUCGCUGUCGAAAACAAGCGAGAAGGCUGGCCAAUCACUGGCCGAUCCCAAAGAGUACGACAAUCUGUUUCCCGGGCUGACCGAUGCGCUCAAAACUGAAAAGUACCUGCAACCUGAGAGGGUCAGGCUGCUACCGGCGGCCGCUUAUCCCAACAUUCCAGCGAACCACGUUCGUAAUCCUAUUGAAGAAAUGAAAGCAGCUGAAGCCAGUGGAAGAUUCAGCUAUGACUCCUCCAGUAAUCAGUAUGCCGAUGAGUUUGUUCUGGGUGAACAAGUAAAAGAUGUUUCAGUGCCUCAAUUAGAGUCCCCCCCUCCCGCCAGCUUAUCGGAACCUGCCUCCUCAUUUUCAGCGUCGCAGUCACUUCAACCUCCCACCCCCACCCCCACCCCCUCGGCCCAGCUGAUCCGUGAGGAGGGGAAGGGAGGAGUUGCCCCCAAACCGCAGCCGGCUCCCCCUGCACCCGACGAUGAGGAUGAUGAUCUGGAUUUGGAGCUUGAGAAUAUGAACCUCGAUGAUAUUGAUCCUUCUGAUUUAAACUUGGAGGAGGAUCUUUUAACAGAUUAAAUUAUUUAUUCAUCUGGAAGGACAAUUCCAUCAGUUAGCACUUGUUGAUUUUUUAUAAAAUAUCUUUUACAUCAUUAGUUAUCUAUCAUCUUGCUUUGCUAAAUAUUAUCAUUAGAAUGUAUCAUACAUUAUAUAUUAUAUAAUUUAAAUGUUGUAAAAGAAAUUUAUAUGUCACUGUAGUGUUGGAUUCAUUUACAUGUAAAACCUAAGUCAUUAAAGGUGGAGGAAUUUUUGUAUCAGA